Molecule: messenger RNA, 417 nt
Organism: Ostertagia ostertagi
Lineage: Eukaryota; Metazoa; Nematoda; Chromadorea; Rhabditida; Trichostrongylidae
Source: the annotation of a GenBank genome assembly
AUGACAACACUUGCGGAGAAGAGGAGUCUAGCGCUUGCAAAAGCGCAAGCAUUUGUCAGAAAGAGAAAAGCAGAGGCACCAGCGAAAAGUGAAAAUGGUGGAGAAAAUGAGGCGAAUCCCGAGGACGAUAAUCCCAUCCGUCCUAGUUCGUUUGGACUCCGGCCUCACUUUUCAAAGGUGAAUAUCAAUUGUGAUAAGUGGUACCAAACGAUGGACGAAAAGGCUCGGCUACUCCUUCAAGAUCCACCGUCGUUAGCGGAUGGCAUGGACAGAGAAACUGAAAAGCACACCGUGAUGGCGUGCUUGCUCCUUGCCUCAAAAAUUGAGGAAGAGCCUCGUCGAACCAGGGAUGUAUACAAUACUUUCUAUCGUUUAGAACAGCUUCACAAGCUGAGGGAAUCAGGAAGAGCAAUUAAC